Messenger RNA from Uranotaenia lowii, 2213 nucleotides. It is a transcript of the gene Cp110, whose product is annotated as centriolar coiled-coil protein of 110 kDa. The coding region runs from base 82 to 2130 and encodes 682 amino acids. The transcript has 4 exons. Gene Ontology annotation, molecular function: protein binding. Gene Ontology annotation, cellular component: centriole. The record is from RefSeq and is a predicted model, not a curated record. NCBI's taxonomy places the organism in Eukaryota, Metazoa, Arthropoda, Insecta, Diptera, Culicidae. Gene Ontology annotation, biological process: centriole replication; regulation of cytokinesis; centrosome duplication.
AACCGUUUAAUUUCGUAAAAUAAACCUCAAAAAAUAUAAUUUCAAACGAUUUACAGAAUAAUCCAUAUCAAAUGCUAGGCAAUGGCCUCUAGUUUUGUCUCAGUGUUCAAAAUCAACGGCGUCCCCAUCUUGCCACCCGUGAUAACAUUAGAAGUAAAAAAUGAGCUUGUUCAGUAUCGCCAAAAAGCUAUUGAAAUUGAACAAAGAAUCCGAGAAUCCAAAAAUAUUGAAGUCAAAAAAGUGGUUUCAUCCGAUUUUGAUACUCCGAACGUAACAGCUUCUUUAACAAGAAGUCAGUCAUUUACAUUAGAAGCUCCAAGUCCAGGUUUGGUUAAUCUUCCCGAUUCAACAAUACAUCAUCUACCGGAGCUCUCAAGCCCCAAAUCCCUCCAACAAGAUCCAAGAGAACAAACUUCGCCGCUAGGGCGUCUUAUAAGAUCUAAUUCAUUUACUCUAGAUAAUCCAAGCCCACUUCUUAUAAAACAUCUACAAAAUGAAAAUUUAUACCUUGAACAAAAUUGUGGCGUUGACAAAAAUCAUGUCAAAAGACUGGACUUCAGUGUUGAUGAAAAAUCGACUAAGAAUAAAAAAUCAGAUACCAAAUGCAAUGGAAAACCAAAAUGGGUCGCCACGAAAAAGGUUUCUCCGAAACCUGUGUCUCCAUUGAGAAAGCAAAAAAGUCCUUAUGGGUCGUUCUCUGUUACGCCCAAACCAUGGUUAGCGGCCAGGAUUAGACAGAAAACGCCAUCCAAAAAGGAACCUUCGACUGUUAAGCCAGGCUUUUCAACUAAAUCCGAAAACAACCCUAUGUCGCCUAGCGUAGAUGAUUGCCAUAAGCGGAUCCAAGCAAUGCAAACAGAACAUGAAAAUCGUAUGAAGGACCUAUUGAAACGCCAGGAGGAAGAACAGCGACAACUACAGGAAAGUUUCCGUCGCCAGCAAGAAGAACUGAUGCAAAUGCUGCCUACGCCGGACGUAGACCAGAUCCAUACCUCUACUCCACUGCUAACCAGUCCCAAUGAGUCUCUUGUGGGUACUGACAAUGCACAAAAUAUACUUUCAUUCAGGAAACUCAAUAUAAGCUCCAAAGAUUUUGUCAAUCGCAGCGAAUCCCAAUCUAGCAUAUCGCAUUUAUCAUCAAGUCAAACUCUUUUUAUUCCAUCCGACAGCAGUCGAACGAGUGCUGAUUUCGAUGAAUCAACCGAAUUAUACAAAACUUGUAAUAAUUACAGUUCUGACAACAAAACCAACGAAGAAGUUCAUGAAAAUUAUAAUUUUAAAAGCAUUCGUAACUAUCUAGAAUCUAUUAACUCAAAUGUAGAAGACAAAGAUCUCAAGAAACUUUCUCAUUUGGAGACAACUCAAAGAAACUAUGACCAGAAAAGUUGUCCAUUGAAUAACGCAGCUACCAUAAUUAACGCGCACGUACGAGGUUACCUAACACGGCGACUUUUUCAGACGGAUCGUGUACAAAAAAUCGUACAAGUUAUCCGUGAUACGCUUCUUUUCAUAUUGGACAUGCACCAUGAGAGGGCUAUCUCAAGGCAGCAUAUUCAUAGCCCAGCCGAUGUUCAGCUAAAGCGAACUCUCCUACAUCAACUGUCAUCCGCUUGCUAUCAGCUUCAUGACAUAUUUUUCGAAACUUCCACGGUAGAACGUAUGGAAAUUAUUCGGAAGGAUCGAGAGUUUCUGAAGCGUAGACUGAUAGAUCGUCCUCGCACUGGUGGUUCCGCAAGUUCCAUCAAAUCCCAGCGUACUGCCCACAUAGUAGGAUACGGCAAGCCAACAAUUCUGCGAAAACUACAAACGUGUGCCUUGUACUCCGUAAAUAUAGAAGGGAAAGCUUCUGAGGAGCCGUCCAACGAAGAUGAGAUUAACUCUACGGACGUGGUUAAAAGUACCAAGGAUGCCAGUUUUUCAUUGAUCACACCAUCGUCAAAAAUAUCAGCUAAGAGUUCUCCAUAUUCGCCGGUCUCAUCCAUAAACCGUUCAAAAAAAGCGUCGACCAAAUCUCUCAAUAUCUCUGCUAAUUGGCAGAGCAAAUCGGAAAUAGUUCGCCCUAAAACGUCUGACCCCCAACUCACCGGAGUGCCUUAUCGUAAACCUGUAUGGGAUCAACGUCACUUUUAACUAAAAUAAAUACAGCAAAUAUUCUUAUAAUUCAAUUUAUAUUUAUACAAAUUUCAAUAAAAAUGUUCAAUGAUUCUGUUUAA